Ilex paraguariensis (yerba mate) is the source of this 810-nucleotide messenger RNA. NCBI's taxonomy places the organism in Eukaryota, Viridiplantae, Streptophyta, Magnoliopsida, Aquifoliales, Aquifoliaceae. The record is from the annotation of a GenBank genome assembly.
AUGAACCACCUCCGGGCGUUAUGCAAGAAGACAUUGAACCCGAAGGUCUCUGUUUUGAGAUUGUUGAAUGGUCACGAAGAUCAGGAGUGUCGUAGGAAUAAGGAGAUUAGACAAGGGGAAGAACCUGAUAAACGCCGGAAGAUAGAAGGGACCUUAAAUCUGGGAAAAUUAGUUCCAAAGAUUACGUUGGCACAAUCAAAGGGUAAGGCAUGGGUAGCGGAAGAGGGGCAUAAGGAAAUCCGUAUUAAGGAGGUUCACCGCUCUAGAGAUGAUGUUAUUACUCCGAGGGAUCAUAAGCGAACUGUUCUGGAAAUUAGAGUUGUUAAUCAACCAACGACUGCUAACAAAGAGGGGGAGGAGGAUGGGAGUUCAAAGAACCAAUUGACGAAUGUAUUCUUGGAACCCAAAGAAGUGAUUCAUAAUCUGAAAAUCACGAGACAGGUUAGAGACCGCUGUCAAGAAAAUAGAGAAGCUUCUAAUAUCAUUUUGGAGGAACAAAUCAAUCAACAUGAUGUAGUUCGAGGUAAAUCACAUGAGUCUUUCGUAAUUUGGCCCAAAAUAUUGAUGAGAAAUCAUAGAAUUUUUCUAAAGCAAAAGGUUUGGGCAAACGAUGAUAUUCUAGAAUUAGGAGAGAAGGAGAAGGACUUUUUUGGCAGAGGAUAUUAUUCUGAUCAGGAGACUCGUUGUGAAAUUUUGGAGGACUUGGAGGUUCUAAAGAAUUUUAGCAAGACUUUGAAUUGGAAAUUAGAUACAGAGAAGCACAAGAAGAUGAUGAAGCUGAAGGCAAAGCUAAAGAGGGUGCCUCUGUGA